CAGCUUAGCGUAGCGGUGUGCACCGCACGGCCCGGUGGAGCAGGGAAAUCUCGUCGAGUGCGAGUGGCGCGCAUUACGUCGUUCCCGAUCAACCGUCGAAAUUAUUUUAUAUCGGGCGUGAAUUUUUAUUAUAGAACGUGUCGUGCGUUUAUUACGAGGCAGUAACGUGAUCACGGCAAAGUUUAAAAAUCGUGUAGAAGAUAGAAGAAUUCGGUAGUGAAUGUAGAUCGGUCGAACGAGGGAAGAAAGACCGGGGUAAUAAACGUGUCAAACAAUCGCGUGCGAUCGUUGUUUGCAUCGAAAGUGAUGUUACUUUCGUUUCGAUAGUGAUUGCUCGUGUUUGUGGCCGAUUCCGUGGUUUUCUUGCAUCACGAAACGGUGUUUCUGACGAGAGAGUGAUUUUUUUGAAGUGUGUUUCUUCGAUUAUCGUAUUUGCAACGUCUCGUUUCGUCGUUCGGUUUAUCGAUAGUGUCGAUAUUUAAUCUACGUUCCUCUCGACUCGACUCGAAGGAAAAUGUGGGCGCAGUGUGUGAAAGACACGCAGGACGAGGAUAUAGGAAGACAAUUUCCGUAGAGUGAAUUGAAGCAGAGGUCCUGUGAUCUCGAAAAACAUACAGUGUUAGUGAAAUUGGUGGAAGAUGCUGCUUGACAAUCGAUUGCUAUGAUCGAGCCGCGGCGAGUUCACGUGGAACGAUCAUGAUUUACCUUAGGCUGCACGUCGGGAGGAGUCUACGGUGCAACACGAAUGCAAGACACUGGAACGUGUUCAUCGUGCCACUCUUCCCACUCUGGAUUAUCGGCGCCUUCUGUGUAAAAGACAUCCCGAUAUCGCACAUCGUGGCACUGGUCGGUGAUCCUACGUACCUUCCGUGCGACAUAUCAACCACCCAGGAAGGAGACUCGGUGCACCUUGUGCUCUGGUACCGCGAGGACCUCGGUACGUCUGUCUACAGCGUCGAUGCCCGAGAUCGAGAUUUCGGCAUCGCCGAACGAUGGUCGGACGACACGGUGUUCUCGAAUCGAGCUUACUUCAUGCCGGACAAGAAACCGGCCGAACUCGGGGUGGACCACAUAAGGGAGGAGGACGCGGGUAUCUACAGGUGUCGCGUCGAUUUCCAGAUCGGGCAAACGAGAAAUUCCAAAGUCAAUUUAACGGUGAUAGUUCCGCCUCACAAAAUCGUGAUCGUCGAUGACUCAGGGAUCGCACGGAACUCGAUGGUGGGCCCGUACAUGAAGGGCGACACUCUGCGGCUCUACUGCGACGUGUACGGCGGUAAGCCUACGCCCACGGUGUCCUGGUACCGGGACGAGAAACUCGUCAGCAACAAAACCGUGACGGUGAGGAACGGUGUUGCGCGGAACGAGCUCGUUAUCAAAAAUUUAGGGAGGAGCGACGUACGCUCCACGCUCACCUGCAACGCGACCAAUAACAACAGGUCGAUACCCCUUUCGUCCACCGUCUACGUCGACAUGAAUUUCUGGCCGUUGGAGGUGAGGAUAAUCGGGUCGAACCAGCCGUUGUCGGCGGGCAAGAGGUACGAGCUGGUCUGCGUCACUUCCGGCUCCAGGCCACCGGCCACGGUUACCUGGUGGAGGAACGAUCAACGCUUGGUGGACACCAAGGAGAGCAUGUCGAACGAUGGGAACACGACCACCAGCAUCUUAUCUUUCAUGGCGACCAAAACAGAUGCUGGUAGACAAUUGUCGUGCCGGGCUGAAAAUCCAAUCAUGGGGAGCGAAUCGAUAAGGGACGACUGGGUACUCGAGAUACAGUACACGCCGGAAACGCGGAUACAGCUGGGCACCUCGUUGAAUCCCAACGAGAUCCGCGAGGGAACUGACGUGUACUUCGACUGUUUGAUUCACGCCGAGCCCCCGGUUUAUAAGGUUGAAUGGCGGCAUUUGGGGAAAACUCUUCACUCCAACGUCACACAGGGUAUCAUAAUCAGUAAUCAAAGCCUGGUGUUGCAAGGCGUCGACCGUAAAAGCGCAGGCAAUUACACUUGCGUCGGAUAUAACACGGAAGGGGAUGGGGAGAGCACUCCGUUUUAUUUGAACGUAAUGUUCUCGCCCACUUGCAAACCGAAUCAGACGAAGGUGCACGGCGUGGCGAAACAAGAAAAGGCAAACAUAUCCUGCCAAGUGGACGCGAACCCCCAGGUUCAAUUCCGUUGGACCUUCAACAAUUCCGCCGAGAGUAUCGACGUGGCCGCCAGUCAUAUCGCCAGGGCCGGCACAUCCUCGAUCGUCUCGUACACACCUAUGACGGAAUUGGAUUACGGCACGUUGCUCUGCUGGGCCACCAAUCGAAUUGGACAUCAACAAGUGCCCUGCGUCUAUCACAUUAUACCGGCCGGUCGGCCCGAUAUGGUUCACAAUUGCACCACUUUGAACACGUCGACCAACUCGUUCUCGGUGCGAUGCACGGAAGGGUUCAACGGCGGCCUACCCCAGUCCUUUCUUCUCGAAGUGAGGGAGAGCAACAGCCAGGAAUUGCGUGCUAAUCUGACAUCGCCUGUGCCACGUUUCAGCGUCACCCAUUUGGAAUCAGGCGCCCUUUACCAGGCCUGCAUUUACGCGUACAACGAUAAAGGGCGGAGCGAGGCGAUGGUGGUUCAGGCCGGGACCAUCAGGCUACCUGAAAAACAAUUAACGUCAGAGUCAGAGAGGCCGAGACAGAACAUCAGGCUUAUGCCAAUGCUGAGCGUGAUGAUCGGCGUGGUGACCGCUUUGAUCAUCGUCGCGGUAAUAGUAAUGGUCGUGCUCAGAAUUCAGCACACGCAGGUGGACGAGCAGAGCAAGUCGCAAAUGGAGGACCACGGCAAACAAACGAAACCGGCUCCGAUCCAACGGGAGCUGAGGUUUCGCGAGGGAAGCAGUUUGCUCACGGAUGAAAAACAUCCCAGCAGCCCGUUCAGAAAGCUGGAGAGCAGCGGUGACAUAAGCGAAAACGACGAGAAGAAUCCAGAUAUCAUACCUCAGCAAAUCACCGGCGACGAGCCGUCCGAGUACCUGAGAAAGAGGCGGCUCGUGUCGACAAUCGAAACAUCGCCAUCGAGAAGUUUGCUGGAACACUCGACGGUCACUUCCGUAAGCGGGCACAGCAGUUACGUCGGUUACUGCACCAUUCGUAAUGGCAUGCCGUUGCACGAGUUCUCGAAUCUGACGACCAAGCAUAAAAGCUUUCAGCCAAUAGUGGGCGACGAUUAUCAAAGCGGGGUUUGCACGCUCCCGAGGCAACACUGGCCGAGCCAAAGCGUUCAAUCAAUGUCGAUGACGAUGAGCCCGCCGAUGCUCUACACAGGCCUCGGUGUCGUCACCAGGACGUGCCCCGCUACCACGUUGCUCGCCAAGGACGUGGAGGCCAGGAUCCCGGCGCAAUGUUGCAUCCAGUCGCAGAAGGACGGCAAGAUGAGCACACCGAUCGUCAUGGCGAAAAGGGAGAGCUCCGUGUGACACUUUUGUCGCUCCCGGACCAGCCACGUUUGAACAAUUAAUCUCAUCGUUUCGUUUCUCGAAUCUCUCUGUACAAAUACUGGUGAUCAGCGACGAUUGGAGCAUCGUUCGAAUGUACGGAUCAAAGAUAAAAAGAAUCGUUUCGUGGAUCGUGCAGUAAUUGGAACGAAGGAUCGUUACGAUGAUUCCUUUCCUCGGUUUCGAAUCUUUUCAUCGUAUUAUCUUUUGCCUCCUGCUAUCGUGCAAUUCGAGCGAAUUAAAUCACGUAUAAAAAGAACGAUAGUAGUUCGCGAUAGUAGUCGAAUAAAGUGAGAAGAAUUGAAAACGCGAUCUUGAAUUGUAUCAAAGGAAUCGUUACCUUGUUAUAACAGUGUAAUCUCGAAAAACGGAUAGAUUGUGGUAAUUUUCCUCGAUAAUUAAGGGAUAAUCGCCGAGUGGGAAAACAUUUUUUAUUUUUAUCGAUUAUUUCCGACGAACAACCCGUACAUUCCAAAUCGACCAAUCGUCGAUUUUGUGUUCAGAGACAUUCGAUAGUCGCGUGUGUGAAAACGAUGUGAGCGUAAAUAAAGCGGAAUACUUACAUAUAUAUAUAUAUAUAUACACACAUAUAUAUAUGUAGAACCGCACGCAAAUUGGAAACGAGGCCGGUUGUAUUUCGAACGAAUUUAUUUCCUCCGCUCGCGAUAAUCAUCGCGUUUAACGUCUCUCUGUUCGAUCAAGUGCCCUUUUUACAUUGAACGGACGAUUCUUGAGCCACCGUGUGUGAAUAUAUUUAGAAAAAAAAAAAAAAGAAAGAGAGAGAGAGAAAAGGAGAGGAGGAAAAGAAAAGUAAAGAAAAAGGAAACAUGCGUUGGGGAUAAUCGCGCGUAAUGGUAAAAGACGUGCGAGUGCGACCGGGAACGAAUUAUUGAUAGGGGAAAUAUAUACUUAUACAUAUGCGUGGGGUUUCGCUCGUGCUGUACAUAUACCUUGAAUACGAAGGAUAUUUUAUACAGAUUGCUAUAGUAUAAGGAUGAGAGAAAAUUAUAAAAAAUAAAAAAAAAGAGAAAUAAAUGAGGGAGCGAAGGAGGAGGAGGGAGGGAGGGAAGGGGGGGGGAGGAGAUAGAGUAAGCGAGAAGCCAUUUGUAUCCCAUUUUUACCGGUUAUGGUAAGAAGAGAAGGGAGAAAAAAAUAUACACAUUGUACAAUUCCGUUUAGCCGUUGUAAGUAUAAAUAAUGUAUAUGGGUAUAUAAAUCGAUCGAGGCAGCCAGAAUAACGUACACUGAGAAAUGUCCUACGACAUGACGAGUUUAAAUAGUCAAUGGGAACAAGAAUUUCACAUGUGUGUGUGUAUAUGUUCGAUAUCGAAGAGGGGGGGAACGACAAGGACGUAGAAGACAUAUCGUACAGCUUUUCCAUCAGUGAAAAAAAAAAAAAGAAAAUUGAAAUUAAAAGAAACGAAGCAUUGGAAACGAGAUGAAUCGAACGGAAGAAAGAAAAAAAUUGUAAUAAAAAAAAAAAAAGAAGAAGAAACAUGAAAAAAGAUCAUCUCCCGUUGCUUUCGUCAGUAUGCAGUAUUCUGGAUUUUAUUGUAAAAUUACGUAUUUGUAUAAUGUAUAAAGUAAUGAUUUUCCUUCUGGGUAAUGAUUCGAGGAUGAAAGCAAAAAUACAACAAGAAAAAGGAAAUCCCCUUUCGUCGUGCUCUUGUAAAAUUAUUAAUAUGUUUCGAUGCUUGAAAAAUUCAAAGAUCGUUGUAUUUAUUGUUACAAUAAGAAAACUUGAACAUUUGAUUCUCGUUUGAUUUGCAAAAUUCAGAAUAAAUAUUAUAAAUUACUUUUAAAUUAUAUUUGACCUAUUUCGAUACUUUUAACAUUUUUAAGAUUCACAAAUUGAAUCUUAAAAUUUGUAUCUUAAUUUUUAUUCUAAAACUUUGCAGAUCAAUAUGAGAAGAUUAGAAAAUAUAAUAUAUUUUCCAUAAAAAAUGAGCUAAAGAAUUGUAAAUGUAUUAUUGUAUGAUAUGUAUGAUGACUUCUAUCCACGAAUCGUUACUAGAAGCUCGUGAAAGGGAAAAAAAGACGAAUAUUUAUAGCUUCCUUGAUCGUUAAGCACAGCAAAGAUGAGAAAACAAAAAAAGAGGAGAGAGAAAGAGAGAGCUUUCGCUUCGCUCUGUAAAUGUCUCCUUUUCCUAAUAAGUGGUGAAACACAUUUGUGUGCAUGCGUGUGUAUCUCAGAGAGAAAGAAAAUAUUUGGUGGGAAAAAAGAAGGAAAAGGAAAAAGUACGGAAACAUCUGGAUAAUUUAACAGAUAACUCAGUGUAAUACGGUCAUAGGAAAAUGGCGAACAAUGGUUUUUCACGAAUCAUUCGUGUAAAUAUUAUCGAGAAUUAGUCGUUCUUUCGAAUCCUCUAGAUGAAUGUGUUCUUUCGAUCUUUAGUCGUUAAGUUUUAUCCUCGAAGACACGGUGUCUGAUUGUAAUA
Apis florea (little honeybee) is the source of this 5912-nucleotide messenger RNA. Its product is annotated as neural cell adhesion molecule 2. Gene Ontology annotation, molecular function: protein binding. Lineage: Eukaryota; Metazoa; Arthropoda; Insecta; Hymenoptera; Apidae. The record is from RefSeq and is a predicted model, not a curated record.